Molecule: messenger RNA, 2237 nt
Organism: Pan troglodytes (chimpanzee)
Lineage: Eukaryota; Metazoa; Chordata; Mammalia; Primates; Hominidae
Gene: TMEM115
Product: transmembrane protein 115
Exons: 2
Coding region: 589-1644 (351 amino acids)
Biological process (GO): retrograde vesicle-mediated transport, Golgi to endoplasmic reticulum
Cellular component (GO): membrane; Golgi apparatus
Source: RefSeq, a predicted model, not a curated record
AGUUCUAGCCAGAACGCUGUUCAACUCUUCCCCGGCUGCAACCAAGGACUCCGUAUCCCAGCAUGCAGAGGAGCCGGAAGACAGGCGCUUAGAGGACAGCCCGCGGCCGCCGGGGACGCGCAGGCGCAGCACCCCUGUUUGUCGGCCCCCCGAGAAAAGAGGUACGGUCGAAGCCAGGAGCCAGGCCGAGCGGGAGCUGACCAGGCUUGACUCGGGUACAGAACGAGGCACCAGUCCCCUUGCGAACCGAAGGGCCUCGCAGUGGAUGGAGGAGGCCCAGCCCUGAGAUCAACGCCAACCAGGCUAGCCUGGCACGGGGCCUACAGGGUGGGUAGGCGGGCGUGCCGCAGCCGUCCAGGGCCUUCCCUCAGGUCCCGGGCGAGGGGCCUACGCUGCGGCCCGGCAACAAGGCCCGACUCGGCCCCUCGGGACCAGAGCCCCACCCGAUCGGAAGCGGAUCCUUUACCAGGGCCAUAGGCCAGUGACUAGGCCGGGCCUGGGCCUCCCAUCGGGGCCGGACUAGGACGAGGCCCCGGGGAGGCCCCUGGCCUACCAGACCCUUUUCUCAGGCCGACAGCCGCCAGGAAGAUGCAACGUGCCCUGCCAGGCGCCCGCCAGCACUUGGGGGCCAUUCUGGCCAGCGCCAGCGUGGUGGUGAAGGCUCUGUGUGCGGCGGUACUGUUCCUCUACCUGCUCUCCUUCGCCGUGGACACAGGCUGCCUGGCGGUCACCCCGGGCUACCUCUUUCCUCCCAAUUUCUGGAUCUGGACCCUGGCCACCCAUGGGCUGAUGGAGCAGCAUGUGUGGGACGUGGCCAUCAGCCUGACAACGGUGGUGGUGGCCGGGCGUUUGCUGGAGCCCCUCUGGGGGGCCUUGGAGCUGCUCAUCUUCUUCUCAGUGGUGAAUGUGUCUGUAGGGCUGCUGGGGGCCUUCGCCUACCUCCUCACCUACAUGGCUUCCUUCAACCUGGUCUACCUGUUCACUGUCCGUAUCCACGGCGCCUUGGGCUUCCUAGGUGGUGUCCUGGUGGCACUCAAGCAAACCAUGGGGGACUGUGUGGUCCUGCGAGUGCCCCAGGUGCGCGUCAGUGUGAUGCCCAUGCUGCUGCUGGCGCUGCUGCUCCUGCUGCGGCUCGCCACGCUGCUCCAGAGCCCGGCGCUGGCUUCCUAUGGCUUCGGGCUGCUCUCCAGUUGGGUAUAUCUUCGCUUCUACCAGCGCCAUAGCCGGGGCCGAGGGGACAUGGCUGACCACUUUGCUUUCGCCACUUUCUUCCCUGAGAUCCUGCAGCCUAUGGUGGGUUUGCUGGCGAACUUGGUGCACGGCCUCCUGGUGAAGGUAAAGAUAUGCCAGAAGACGGUGAAGCGCUACGAUGUAGGUGCCCCAUCCUCCAUCACCAUCAGCCUGCCAGGCACAGACCCUCAAGACGCCGAGCGGAGAAGGCAACUGGCCCUGAAGGCACUCAAUGAGCGGCUGAAGAGAGUGGAAGACCAGUCCAUCUGGCCCAGCAUGGAUGAUGAUGAAGAGGAGUCUGGGGCCAAGGUGGACAGCCCCCUGCCCUCAGACAAAGCUCCCACACCCCCAGGGAAGGGGGCCGCCCCAGAAUCCAGUCUAAUCACCUUCGAGGCAGCUCCCCCGACGCUGUAACUCCAGACCACCUUGAGUGUGGCACCUCCCCUCCCAAGCCCCCCUUGACAUCCUCUCAGCUACUCCAGGGCACCUGACUGCUCUGAGGAGAGGGAAGAAGGCCUGCUGGGGCUUUCCAUGGCCUUCUGCUGUUUCUCGCCAACACUACCCAGGACUCUUGCUACCUGGUUCCAACUCCAGACAACCACUAUGCCAGGCCCGGAGCCUCUGAGGCAUCGGCCAGUCCAGGCCCUCAUCUGAGGUAAGAAUGUACAUCAGCUGGCAGCCCCAGGCAAGUGGCUGCAGGGACACUGAUGCCACAGCUCCUGGGCCAGCCCUCACAUCUGAAACUGGUUGCCGAGAGCCCUGAGCCAAGGCAAGGAUUUGCCAAAAAUGUUCUGGGGGCCCAGCAAAUGCAGGAGCCGACCUGGGGCUGCACAUCCCUGCCCAUCCCCAGAAAGACUGUUCCUGUCAGGAUUUGUUUCCCUCUGCUGUGGCGGUGACUGCUUCUGGACCAGAACAGCUCCAGCUCCCAGGUAUUUUCUACAGGACCACUUGAGUGGGCAGCCAAGCCCAGGCUCGCAGUAUCAAUAAAGCAGUUCUCUGAGGAAUGA